AUUAUCAACAACCUUACUCUGAGCAGCGAUUUGAAAAUAAACAAAGUAUUUCCGAUAAAUAAAAGUUUCCAACUGACAAAGAAUUCCAAGAGUUCCAUAACGCAGCAACAGUUUGAUUUGUCAGCAGAUGACGAAAGGCCAAUCAAAUAUUAUUAUCACUCAAAUAUUAUGCACUCUCAGAGGCUUGAUGACUAUCGUGAAAUUGGUGAAGGGAACAAGGAGCUAAAGAAGCGUGAAAGUCAAUAUAUCGUCUACAGAGAUAUUACCAUUUAUUGUGCCACCUGGAAUGUGAACAAUCGACCAUGUUGGGAGAACACCAGCUCACUGCAACCUUGGCUGGCACGAGGCGAAAAUGCACCACAUAUUUAUGCCAUUGGAUUGCAGGAGUUUGAAACAAUUACCAAAAUCAUGAUGCUCAAUAGCAAUCAACUGCAAAUGUACACCUCACAGUGGAUACGCAAAAUGAUAGCGAAUCUGCAUACUGAGAAUGGCAUUGAUUACGAGGAGUUGAAGACGGUUCGUUUGUCUGGCAUCAUAUUAGCCAUCAUUGUGCGCAAGGAGCUGCGGCGAAACAUUCUCCGUUGUCGCAUCCACAAGGUGCCAUGUGGAUUCUUGAAUGCAGUCGGCAACAAGGGCGGCGUUGGUGUCAGUUUGAAAUUGAAUGAGGCAAAUCUAUGCUUCAUUAACUCACAUCUGCCCGCGCAUAUGGAGAAUAUUACGGCGCGCAACGAAGACUACGGAAUUAUUGAGAAUGAGAUGCGAUUCGAGGAAGAGGGUCGACCAUUUCGCACUAUCAGCGAUCAUGACCACAUAUUCUGGUUGGGAGAUCUCAACUAUCGCAUACAGGAGCCGCCUGGAUAUCAGCGCCCGGGGCCGAUGAGUGAUGCGUCAACCUUUGAGGAACUCUUGCAAUACGAUCAGUUGCGCAAUGAGAUGCGACAUGACCGAUGCUUCAGGGGCUACAUGGAGGGUGAUAUCAAAUUUGCACCCACAUAUAAAUACGAUGUGGAUACCGAUACGUAUGACACGUCCGAAAAGCAACGAGCUCCAGCAUAUUGUGAUCGCGUAUUGUGGAAGGGUAAACGCAUAGAACAGUUGGACUACAACAGCGUCAUGGAGAUAAGACAGAGCGAUCAUAAGCCCGUCUAUGCCAUAUUUCAAGUGCAGAUUAAGACACGCGACGAGGCCAAAUACAAACGAGUACAGGAGGAGGUGCUCAAGGCGGUGGAUAAGCGUGAGAAUGACAAUCAACCCCAGAUUCUUGCAUCAAAGACCGUUAUUGAUUUCGGUCUCGUACGCUUCAAUGAGCUCUCCAUGCGUGACUUUAAUGUCUACAACAAUUGCUCGCAACAGGUAGACUUUAAGUUUAAAGCGUGGGAUGCGCAAAUUAAUGACAUUUGCGAGAAAUGGCUGCGAGUGGAUCCAUGCUCCGAUAGUCUAAUGAUUGACUCGGAACGCAGCAUACGGCUAUGCAUGUUGGUCGAUCCAAAUUCCAUAGCGGGACUGCUGCGAAAGAUAUGUAAGACCAGGGGCAAAUGCGAUUUUGAUAUACUCAUCUUGCAUGUAGAGUCGGGACACGACAUUUUCAUCACUGUGACUGGCGAAUAUCAACCGAGUUGCUUUGGCCUCUCCAUGGAGACAAUGUGCCGCACGAAUCGACCUAUUUGCGAAUACAAGCAGGAGGAAAUCAAGGAACUGAUGAAUGAGGUGUCGCCUGAAUAUCGUGUGAAGAUGUCUCGGGAAUUCUUUCUACUCAUCGAUUAUCUGCACAAGCAAGGAGAUCGAUUGCGCGGCAUAUUCCAAAGUUACGAUCGCCGGAAGGCACUUAGUGCAAAGUUUAAUGAUGUACGCGAUUGGCUCGACACUUGGUCCGAGGCUGAGUUUCCUGGAACACCAGAAACAGCCGCCGAGGCUUUGCUGUUGCUGCUCGAUUUGCCCGAUCAAGCGCUGUUGGAGCCAUUUGUAGAAGAUCUACUAAUCAGUAAGAGCAAAUCAGAGGCCAUGAAGCUGAUAGCGUUGCUCAGUCCGCCGAACAGUAAUAUCUUUAUGCAUCUCUGCAAGUUUCUGCGCGAGGGAAUUGAGCGUCACUAUUACGAGCUAUCUAAUGUUGCUUCGAUAUUCGGACGAAUUCUAUUGCGCAGCAGCGAAUACGCUAUGACGAUAGAUUAUGCGAAUCGUUGCAGUGAGUUUAUGCGGCGCUUUAUCUAGAUCGAAACAUCUGGUGCAAUCGUGGGUGGCAAUGGACAUGGAGGUGCAACCGGACCCAGUUUGCAGACAUAGUCGUUGACUCGAUCGGCCUAGACGUAAAAGAAAUUACAUUAUAUACCGACCAUGGAUGUAAAUAAGUUAUUUAUUUAUUUUAAUUGUAAUUUGGAAUGUAUUUGCCUAUUUGUUCGACGCUUUACUUGUUAAAUGUUUAUGCCCCUUACUAACAACAACUACAUUCAUCAUCGAUCACCAUAUUAUGUAUUAUUAUAAUAUGGCUUGCAGACUAAAUAGGGCAUAAAACAAAAACAGAAAACUUAAAAAAAAAAAAAUGCAAAUAUCGCACCCAUACUUAAUGGGAUAUGUGCUGUACAUACAAUAUACGAAAUGAUAUUUGCUGUUGUUGAUUUGUUGAUUCCAAUUUAUUCGACUAAAUAACACUUGGCUUUAACUAAAUGUUCUUACUAUACAUAUUUAAUUGUAUGCAUUUGUUGUUAUUUUUUUUUUGUGUUGUCGAUUAUUUAGUUAAUAAGUCCAGCAUCUUUAAGAAGUGUAUUAAACAUCACACAUUUAUUGCAGUUAAACUACCAGCGAAUCAAUAAGAAGUUUCCUUGUCAGCAGGGCUAUCAAUUUAAUAACAUAAUUACAUAUAUUAUAAUAUAGUUGGGGCUAUACGGAGAUUAACACACUCUAUCACUUUCUUUUUCGCCAUCUAUCUCCCUCUAUCUCACGGUUUUACAAUCAAAAGACACUGCAAUAUUUUAUUAUGGAUUAAUCUGAUCGAUCCGAUCCACAACACGCGCCCAGAACAUACAUAUGUAUGUAUGUACUAUAAAUAUCCGUCAAAAU
Drosophila nasuta is the source of this 3054-nucleotide messenger RNA. Its product is annotated as type II inositol 1,4,5-trisphosphate 5-phosphatase-like. The record is from RefSeq and is a predicted model, not a curated record. Gene Ontology annotation, biological process: signal transduction; phosphatidylinositol dephosphorylation. Gene Ontology annotation, molecular function: phosphatidylinositol-4,5-bisphosphate 5-phosphatase activity. Gene Ontology annotation, cellular component: membrane. Lineage: Eukaryota; Metazoa; Arthropoda; Insecta; Diptera; Drosophilidae.